Messenger RNA from Drosophila novamexicana, 2736 nucleotides. RefSeq lists its product as uncharacterized. The record is from RefSeq and is a predicted model, not a curated record. NCBI's taxonomy places the organism in Eukaryota, Metazoa, Arthropoda, Insecta, Diptera, Drosophilidae. The transcript is spliced from 10 exons. Gene Ontology annotation, molecular function: nucleic acid binding. Bases 529 to 2736 code for a protein of 735 amino acids.
CCAGAGCAUCAACCUUCAAAAGUUCAAGCUCAAGAAGUUCAAAGAGCAACACGUUCAUAUCAUAGAUCAUCGCAGCUGGCUUCAACGACUUCAUACGAGAGUAAAAGCAUUCAGAAGGAUGAUAGCCAAAAGAAAAGGUGUGAAACAAUAGACGUGUCGACUGUCCAGCAGUUGCGGGAUUUAGCUGGAAAUUCAUCUAUCUCUCCUUGCCCGACUAAGUACCAACCGGAAUCUUUAGGACCUCAACCACCAGGGCAUCAAUCGCCAAAAGUUUAUCCACCAAAAGUUCAAACGCCAAAUUGGGCAUAUCACAAAUCAUCGCAAUUGACGUCGUCUUUACACGACAGUAAGAUCAUUCAGAAGAACGAUAACCAAACAAUAAGGCGUGAAACAAUAGAUAUCUCAACAGCCCAGCAGCCGAGGAAUAAGGCAGUAUCUCAAACACUACUGCCUCAGACGACAGCAGCUAAAUCACCGGAAGUUCAAACACCCAAACGUUUAUGUCGCAGAUCAUCGCAGUCGACGUCGAUGUCGUUGCACGACCAAAAAGAUGAUAUCCUAAAGAAGAGGCGUGAAACCAUAGACGUUUCACCUGCUCAGCAGCCGUGUAAUAAAACCGGAGCUCGGAAUCUCCCAAAUCGCAGACAGUAUACGCCGAGGACGCUGUACAAUACUCCAAAACUUCAAAACGAUUACAGCCGAAGCCAAAGCCGCGAAUCCAUAGACUUGUCAGCUGAUCAUCAGCCGGGAAUGAAUGCCGGAAUAAAUCAAACGUCAAAACUUCCAUCGCAUGGACUUCAACCCACAGUGAACCCAAUUCGCAGAACAUCGCAGUAUACUCCGACUUCGUUAUACGAGAACGAAAGCUUUGAAAACAAUGACAACCGAAAGCAAAGGCGCGAAUCCAUAGACGUUUCCAAUAUUCAUCAUUCAGAAAAUACUGCCGGAACCCAGCCACCAGGGCUUCAGCUUCUAGGAGUUCAAACGCCAGUACUUCAACCCCUAAGUCGUCCAUAUCGCAGACCAUCACUGUAUCUACCAACGUCACACAUUGGGGACCAACACCUUCAAAACAAUGAAAGCCGAAACCAAAGCCGCAAAGCCAUUGACAAUUCUACUGUUAGUCAUCCGGGAAAUAUUGCCGGAACAGAAUCGGAAGGGCCUCAACCAAUAGGAGCUCAAAUGCCAGGAGCACAAACACCAGGUCGCCCAUGUCGCAGACUUUCACAAUAUACGCCGAUGCCGAUGAAUGUGGAUCAAAACACUCAAAACGAUAUUAGCCGGCAGCAAUGGCGUGAAUCCAAAGACGUUACCAAGGUUCCUCAUCCGGAAACUAUUGCCGGACCACCGCAACCACCAAGUCUACAAUCUCUAGGAGCUCAAGCGCCAUUACUUCAAACUCCAAGUGGUCCAUAUCGCAGAUCAUCGCUGUAUUUGACAACAUCACAGCUUGAGGAUCAAAGCCCACAAAACAAUGAAAGCCGAAACCAAAGGUGCGAGUCGAUUAACUAUUCCAAUAUUAAUCAUCCGGGAAAUAUACCCGCAACCCAACCGCAAGGGCUUCAACCCUUAGGUUCUCAAAUGCCCGGACUUCAAACACCAAGUCGCCCAUGUCGCCGGCCUUCGCAGUACACGCCGACGCCGCCGUAUGAAGAUCAAGUUUCUCAAAUCGAUAUCAACCGACAGCAAAAACGUGGUUCCUUAGACUUUUCCACUGUUCACCAUUCGGAAAAUAUAGCUGGAGUUCAGUCGGGGACUUCGAUCAGUCCAAGACCUCAAUUGACCGAACUUCAACCCCCAAGACGUCCAUAUCGCAGACCAUCGCAAUUCGCCCCGACGUCGCCAUAUGAGCCUAGAAGCUUUCAAAACGAGGACAAUCGAAAGGAAAAGUGCGAACUAAUCGACUUGACUGGUACUCAACAGCCCGAAAUUAAGACGGGACCCGAACUACCGGGUCAUCAAACUCCGAGACGUCCAUAUCGCCCACCAAUGCAGUCUGUAUCGGCGUCGGAUUUGCAGUCUAAAUUUCUUCUAUACAUACGUGAUUUGUGUUCAGAGAUUGUCCACCACCAGGUCUUCGAGCAUUUCUGCGCCUUCGGCAGUUUGCAUCGCGUCUAUGUACUGCAACGCACCGAGAACUACAAUUACGCACUAAUAAUCUUCACAUCCGCCAAGUCCGUAGAACUGGCUGUGGCCGCUAAUCCACACAACCUACGUAACAAACAAUAUUUUUGCCACAAGGCUGGACCCUGGAACCUUGGUUGCUUCAAAAGCGAGAGGCGUAUAUCUGACUUCAGCAAUAGCAAAAGGUCGAUCUUCAAAGAUCGACUGCAAAUUAGGGUGCCUUAUGGCGUUAAUAUUCAUUGCUAUAUUUACCAAUCAAAUGCUAGCACGAAUCAGGCCAACAACAGCAGUGAGCAGGAAAUGAGCAAGAGAUCAGCCUUGCUGCCGCAAGUGUCUAUUGACCUGUUACAUCAUCUACGCGAGGAGCAGGCAGCGCUGCAACCUAGCAUCAAGCAAGCACCUCUUGAUCUUGAUCACCAAACGCUCUUCUCCAGCAUGGGUGACAACUACAGUUUCCAGCGUCACAGUUACACGAAUUUCGUGGCCUAUCAAAAGCGACCUGGCCAAUACGAAGCGGUACCAGCCAACGCCAAAGUUGGACUCACGGCCAUCGCCUAUGCAGAUCUGAGAGAUAAACGUGAUUUAAUAUCAUUUUUUUAUCAGACCGACUAA